AUUUUUUCUUUACUUUACUUCUAGCACAACAGCCUGUUCCAUCCUGCCCUGCACCAACCCUCAGCACCUUCCUUGAAUACAGAAAAAAGAAAAAUGAGGAGCGACAAAAGUAUUCUCUUGGGAAAAAGGGGUUAAAGCAAAAGGAAAAAAUGAAAGUUCGGAUAAAUAUUGGCUUGAUGACCAUUCACAAGAAUGGUCUAAAGCCACAGCGUGGAAAAACCAUUUUCCUUGCAACAGAUCCAGAUGUCUCUGCCACACCUCUGCUCAGUCUUGCUGCUAAAAAAAUGAAGGACUUCAACAAAGAUAUAAAAGAUGGACCUUUCCUCCUUCUGUACCCAGAUGGGACAGAGGUUAUUAAUAUCCCUGGGACACAAACACCGUUUACUCUUGCAGCUUAUAAGGCUGAAAUUGGCAAGUCAUACCAAAGGAUCUCUCUUUUCCUCUGCUUGAAAAGGGACUUUGAAGAAGUUGGAAAAUUGUCAGACUCGUCCGAUUCCGACCCAGAGGUUGUUAUUAGAAAAAACUCCGAGUUUGAUCUUGCUGAUACACUGCCAUGGGAACCUAUGGAUGAAAGCAGUCCUUUGCAAAAGGUGGCAGAAACAGAGAAUGGUGUUGGGGAUCUUGUACUUGCAAAUGAAGUACAACAGGUUAUGGACUUGGAUAACAAUGGCAACAAUCCAGGCACCAGUCAAUGUCUCACUGUCCAGAGCUCCUGUUACAGAGACUACACCACUCUCUUUGAGCCCAUUGUUAUUGAUGAUGAUGAUGAGAUUGAAUAUUUUACAGAAGACAAAAAGCAGGACCUGCCCCCAGAAGAACAUUUGUUAGUAAUUUUAAUAUUUUGUAUUAAAUUAAUCUGCAUCCUGGUCCUGAACGUAAUUACAUAAUGCUAAGUGUGAUCAAUCAACUGUUUUAAAAUAAGUUUAUUUUUUUCUAGACAAACAAACGUGCAGCCACAUGAUAUUAUUGCAGAACUGGCCAAGAAUAUUGACCACAAGAAAGUCAGCCGGUUCA
Messenger RNA from Xiphophorus hellerii (green swordtail), 1014 nucleotides. RefSeq lists its product as uncharacterized. The transcript has 7 exons. The record is from RefSeq and is a predicted model, not a curated record. NCBI's taxonomy places the organism in Eukaryota, Metazoa, Chordata, Actinopteri, Cyprinodontiformes, Poeciliidae. Bases 150 to 887 code for a protein of 245 amino acids.